Molecule: messenger RNA, 2527 nt
Organism: Monascus purpureus
Lineage: Eukaryota; Fungi; Ascomycota; Eurotiomycetes; Eurotiales; Aspergillaceae
Source: the annotation of a GenBank genome assembly
GCUUGCUUCGCCAUGACGGGCGGUGCAUAAUUACGUGCCUUUUACGUCCAUAGGUGAAGCCCUAACCAUACUGGAUUCUUGUCCCACACGAUGACGACAACAACAACCAACAAGAACCACACGAAGCUCAUCAUUACUUGUUUUGCUAAAUAUGCAGGACCAAGAGUAUCGGCCAACAUGGUAGGGUUUGAAACCGGAUGCUAGCCAUGUUCCAUACUGGCAUUUCCCAGGAUCUAACUUGUCAGCAAGAAUGACGACUACUCUUGCCGGUGGCCUACACAAAGCCCAGGAAGCUGUUCGAAACGCCUCAUCGGGGAGCAAAAAGGCUGUCGACUUGGAACGGGACAUCAGUGAUAUUCAUACGAAGCUUCCUCUGACCUCUGAUCAUGGCGUCAGGAUCCCGAAUACUGAUCAAUGGCUGAGGGUUAUUGGGGAGGACAAGAACCACAGUAUCGGUCCAACUUUGCUGGAGGAUCAACUUGCAAGGGAGAAGAUCCACCGAUUUGACCAUGAACGCAUCCCGGAAAGAGUCGUACAUGCUCGCGGUACAGGCGCAUUCGGGAACUUCAGACUCUUCCAGAGCUGCGAAGAUGUUACCCAUGCUGGUAUCUUGACAGACACCAGUAGAAACACGCCUGUGUUUGUGCGUUUUUCGACCGUCCAGGGUAGUCGAGGAAGCGCGGAUACCGUGCGAGACGUCCGUGGGUUUGCGGUCAAGUUCUAUACGGACGAGGGAAUAUGGGAUUUGGUUGGGAACAACAUUCCUGUAUUCUUUAUUCAGGAUGCUAUUAAAUUUCCCGACAUGGUCCACUCUCUCAAACCAGAACCCCAUAAUGAGGUCCCCCAGGCGCAAACAGCCCAUAACAACUUCUGGGACUUUGCCUUCCUGCACGAAGAAGCCACCCAUAUGUUUAUGUGGAUAAUGUCAGACCGUGCCGUCCCACGGUCCUUCCGCAUGAUGCAGGGCUUUGGAGUCAACACCUUCGUUCUCGUCAACAAACAAGGGAAGCGCCAUUUCGUCAAGUUCCACUGGAUUCCGAAGCUUGGUGUCCACUCUCUUGUCUGGGAUGAAGCCCUGAAACUGGGAGGACAGGAUCCGGACUUCCAUCGGAAGGACCUCAUGGAGGCCAUCGACAACAAGGCGUACCCAAAAUGGGAAUUUGCAAUCCAGCUGAUCCCCGAGGAGAAAGAACAUGACUUUGAAUUUGAUAUCCUGGACUCUACCAAGAUCUGGCCGGAGGAUCUCGUGCCAUUGAGGGUUAUCGGGGAGCUGGAGUUGAAUCGGAACGUCGACGAGUUCUUCACUGAGACUGAGCAAGUUGCCUUCUGCACCUCCCAUGUUGUCCCUGGGAUCGACUUCUCGGAUGAUCCAUUGUUAAUAGGACGCAAUUUCUCCUAUUUCGAUACCCAGAUUUCUCGUCUGGGAAUCAACUGGGAGGAGCUCCCCAUUAACCGGCCCGUGUGCCCCGUCCUCAACCACAACAGGGACGGGCAGAUGCGUCACAGAAUCACCCAGGGAACCGUGAACUACUGGCCGAACCGGUUCGACGCUGCUCCCCCCGCUGGACCAAACGAGGGCGCAUUCGACACCCUUCAGGCCAAGGUAGCAGGCGUCAAGAAACGGGCCGUCGGCGAGAAAUUCCGCGAACACAUCUCCCAGGCCCAACUUUUCUGGAACUCCAUGUCAGCCCACGAGAAACUACACAUAAUCAAAGCUUUCAGCUUUGAGCUCGACCACUGCGAUGAUCCCACAGUCUACCAGCGGCUCGCGGGGACAAGACUGCCCGAGAUAGACCUUCAUCUAGCACAGAAGGUAGCCGAAGCGGUCGGAGCACCGAUACCAACGCAGCCACUGAAGCAGAACCACGGUAAACGAGCUCCGCACCUCUCGCAGGACGAAUUCGCAACGGCCAAACCGACGAUCGAAAGCCGGAAAAUCGCCAUCAUCAUCGGUGACGGAUAUGAUCGCGUCGCGUUCAUGGGAAUGAAAGCCGCCGUGUUAGCCGCCGGUGCGGUGCCUGUCAUCAUCGGACUCAAGCGCUCUCCCAUCUACGCUGAAGGCGAUGCCCGUGGCGUUAUCGCGGAUCACCAGUAUGAUGGACAGCGCUCGACCAUGUUCGACGCGACUUUUGUCCCCGGUGGCUCCCAUGUGAAGACGCUGAUCAAGAACGGGCAGAUCCGUCACUGGAUCGCCGAGUCUUUCGGGCAUCUUAAAGCUAUCGGUGCCACGGGUGAAGCGGUGCAGUUGGUGGAGACAGCUUUGAGAGAUGUCGAGGGAUUGAAGGUUGCCGGGGCCCAUGAGUCGCAGCAUGUGGAAUGGUACGGGGUUGUUACUGCGGGACAGCAGAAGGCCGAGUCCUUCAGUGAAGGUGUGAAAAUUGUCAAGGACGCAAAGGACUUCGUCGGAAAGUUCUUUUACCACGUUUCUCGGCAUAAGAAUUACGAGAGGGAGUUGGAUGGGUUGACUAUGUCUGUUGCUUUUUAGGUGAUUUGUACUAGAUGCGUUGCAAACAUACUGAAAGACCCA